AUCUGGACAGACAUGAGGGCAGGGACGAUAUAAAAGGGUGGCUCCUUUAAAUGGCCGAGGAACCGAGGGUUGCUCAUUCUAGCCAUACCCUAUAAGAAAAACCGAGGGAACGAGGAUCAAAAGGGGAGAAACUCGUGCCAUCUCAACAUGACGACUGCUCCGCCAGCCCUCGUGCGGAGACUAUUGCUACGACGACCACCCUCCUUCAAACAACCAAGACGGUCGCACUCUACCGCACCCUCCCCUUCAGCGAGACUCAAUCUGCCUAUUGAUUACAAAACUACUCCGCUACUGCAUCACACGCCAUCCACGCUGUCGGGAGCGACAGAUUUACCCCAACAUGCAACAACGAAGCGGCUGAAUCUCUACCAGGCGAUCAACUCCGCCCUCCGUACGGCUCUUUCCACCUCCGAUAAGGUCCUCCUGUUUGGCGAAGAUGUGGCAUUUGGCGGUGUAUUUCGGUGCUCCAUGGACCUGCAGACGGAGUUUGGGUCGGAAAGAGUGUUUAAUACCCCGUUGACCGAGCAAGGGAUUGUAGGAUUCGCCAUUGGCGCUGCGGCUGAGGGCAUGAAGCCCGUGGCGGAAAUCCAGUUUGCCGACUAUGUGUUUCCAGCAUUCGAUCAGAUUGUCAACGAAGCAGCUAAAUUUCGAUACCGCGAGGGGGGGACAGAGGGCAACGCUGGCGGCUUAGUGAUUCGGAUGCCCUGUGGUGCGGUGGGACAUGGAGCCCUAUAUCAUUCGCAGUCACCGGAAUCACUGUUCGCUCACGUGCCAGGAGUACGCGUAGUGAUGCCUCGAUCGCCGUCGCAAGCCAAGGGACUCUUGCUGUCCGCGAUUUUCGAAUGUAAAGACCCCGUCAUCUUCAUGGAGCCGAAGGUGCUAUACCGUGCGUCUGUGGAGCACGUACCGAAUGAGUAUUAUACUAUUCCGUUGAGUAAAGCCGAAACGAUCAAACCGGGCAAAGACUUGACGGUGAUCUCCUACGGUCAGCCCCUGUAUCUCUGCUCGUCCGCGAUUGCAGCUAUCGAAAAGGCCACGGGAGUCAGCAUUGAGCUGAUCGAUCUUCGAACGAUUUAUCCAUGGGACCGCCAGACGGUUCUAGAGAGUGUCAGGAGGACUGGGAGGGCAGUGGUCGUCCAUGAAAGCAUGAUCAACUACGGUGUCGGGGCAGAAGUCGCAGCCACCAUUCAAGACGGCGCUUUCUUACGCCUUGAAGCUCCUGUGAAGCGAGUGGCCGGGUGGAGCGUUCAUACCGGCCUGACCUUUGAGCAAUUUAUUCUGCCUGACGUUGCUAGGAUAUACGAUGCGAUUAAGCAAACUCUAGAAUAUUGACCUCGCUAUCCAUAUUAGACUCUAGACCCUAUUUGCUGCUUAUUGCGAUUUCUCUUGACGAGCGGCUCGAAUUU
This is a messenger RNA of Penicilliopsis zonata CBS 506.65, 1406 nucleotides long. RefSeq lists its product as hypothetical. The transcript has 3 exons. The record is from RefSeq and is a predicted model, not a curated record. Bases 148 to 1332 code for a protein of 394 amino acids. Gene Ontology annotation, biological process: response to nutrient; branched-chain amino acid catabolic process. Gene Ontology annotation, molecular function: catalytic activity. Lineage: Eukaryota; Fungi; Ascomycota; Eurotiomycetes; Eurotiales; Aspergillaceae.